AUGUCACAACAAAUGAGCAGCAUGGACCUCAAUUCAUCACAGCCUCGGCAACUCGACGUCAGUGCCCGGAACCUUCGCAUGGUCGCUGACCUCGGUGCAGGAAAUGGCGGGACCGUCAGCAAGGUGGAACACCUCCCCACAGGAGUCAUGAUGGCCAAGAAAGUCGUGUAUAUUGAUGCCAAGCCCGACAUUCGAAAGCAGAUUCUUCGUGAGCUUCAGAUCCUGCACGAGUGCCAUUCUGAAUUCAUCGUUGGGUUCUAUGGUGCCUCGCUGAGUGAUAUCCAUCUUUACAUGUGCAUGGAGUACAUGGACAUGGGUUCGCUCGAUUCCAUCUACCAGAAACACGGUCCAAUUGAAGUGGAUGUGUGCGGCAAAAUUGUCUAUGCUGUUGUACAUGGUCUUUCAUAUUUGUACGAGCAAUUCCGCAUCAUUCAUCGCGACGUCAAACCAAGCAACAUUCUUGUAAAUCACCAGGGCCAAAUCAAACUAUGUGACUUUGGUGUAUCGGGUGAACUCAUCAACAGCAUGGCCCACACGUUUGUCGGCACGAGUACAUACAUGAGUCCUGAGCGGAUCCAAGGCGAUCAGUACACUAUCAAGUCAGACGUGUGGUCACUAGGUAUCACUAUAAUUGAAAUCGCUCACGGGUGCUUCCCCUUCGCGAUUGAGAUGGAUGAUGACCCUGACGCAACGACUCGCGCCGGCGAACGCCGGUUCGAGGAUGUGCGCUCCCUGUCAAUUUUUGAGCUGCUUCAGCACAUUGUACAUGAGCCACCGCCCAAGCUCAAUCCCGAGGCACACUUUCCUCCUAGCAUGGUCGAUUUUGUGAAAGCAUGCCUACUCAAAGAUCCCGUGAGGCGCCCGACACCGAUGGAGCUUCGCACCUAUCCCUUCAUGGUUAUGGCCAGCGUCUCGAAUGUCAGUCUCGUUGACUGGGUUCAACGUCUGAAUGCUGGAACGCCUCAUCACUGA
This is a messenger RNA of Malassezia globosa CBS 7966, 972 nucleotides long. RefSeq lists its product as uncharacterized. The transcript has a single exon. Bases 1 to 972 code for a protein of 323 amino acids. Gene Ontology annotation, biological process: protein phosphorylation. Gene Ontology annotation, molecular function: ATP binding; protein kinase activity. Lineage: Eukaryota; Fungi; Basidiomycota; Malasseziomycetes; Malasseziales; Malasseziaceae. The record is from RefSeq and is a predicted model, not a curated record.